Molecule: messenger RNA, 2723 nt
Organism: Ruditapes philippinarum (Manila clam)
Lineage: Eukaryota; Metazoa; Mollusca; Bivalvia; Venerida; Veneridae
Exons: 2
Coding region: 428-1063 (211 amino acids)
Source: RefSeq, a predicted model, not a curated record
ACGAUGUGUACCGAUUACGACCAUAUAAGCAUGUACAUUAUAGGUUUUAUACAAAAUAUAGUAAAUAUGUAAAUAAACUAUAUCUUAUCAGAACAAAUACACAUAACGGCAUAUAUACAUGGACUGUUAAAAUGGAUAUUAGAAGUAAACCAGUUUAAGAUUCAAAAUAAAAACCAUUGGGAAUUCUGGCAAUCAGAAGUAAUGGAGAACUUGGUAUGAAUUUGUGCAAAUGUCUUCGAUUAACUUGAAUCAUGGAAGAAGAAAAAAUGUUCGAUGAAGAUUUAAUUAGUGAUAAUUAAAGUUAUCAUUUCCCAUCAUUUUCAUUGGAUUAAGUUUAUUCAUUAAGAUAAACUAAUGAUAUUGAUUGAUACACUAAAAUCAAUCAACCACUUAAAGUAAUUUUAUUUUGCAUUAAAGAAAUCAAAAAAUGGCGACAGAACAUUCUGGUGAUGACAGUAGUGAAAAGCUUCUUCAGGAGCCUGAUGAAGAAACGCCCCUAGGCGAAGAUGAGGAAGACUGUGUUAAACUUCUGUUGAAUGCUCUUGGAAAGGAUGAUGACGAUAAUGAAAAUGACGGUAAUGUAGCCUCCGGGGAAGAAAAGCGUCUCUUGGCAAAUGAUAGUGGAGCGGGAAGAAAAUUGAGGCUUCGAGAUUAUACCGACACAGGUGUUGAAAGUGUAAAUACUAGUGUAGGUGAACUGAAUGCUAGUCGAGCGAAGCUUGAUAUGCCAACAGUCAGAUUGUCGUCCAACGGGAAAGAAAUGAAUUUUACUAAAACACCAUCACCAUUUCAAGAAAGGCAAAAACGUGCAAUGAAGUUACUUAAAAAGCAUCGGUCAGACACUGGGAAAAUAGUUUGUGGUGUCGUAGUGAUGCUAAUUAUAUUGGGAAUAGGGGGAGGUUUACUAGUUCUUGGCUGGAUAAAUAACAUGGAAGAUCUGUACCUUCUCGGUGGUAUUUUCUCAUUCGGUGGUGUAUUGUUUGCAAUAGCAUUAGUUGUUGUGCGAUGUCAAGCCAGGGAACAACUGGAAGACACCGAUUAUUCUGUGCUCUAUAAAACAUAAUUGUGAAAGUUAUUGUUGGCAAUAUUAUCAACCAUUUUAUAAAUGGUUUUGUUACAGGAUUUUUUUUUUAUACUACUGUUGUCUCUUUUUUUGAAAUAGCUCGGUGCUUAUUAUUGCAUUUUAAGGUAAUUGGCGCAAUUGGCAAUUGAACAUUACUUUGCAAUAUAAUAAUUAUUCUUGCCGAUUGUGUCGGCAUUAUUAGUCUAAGUAUUAAAACGUCAUCUUUUUGUACAAGAUUAAAUGGCGUUAAUACAUUCUAAAAUUUCGACUUUGUUAUGCUGUUUGUUUAAUUCAUGUUGGUAUUUCUCCUUUUUUUACUUGUUUCGUUAUCAUAUUAUUAUACAUCUAGCCUGGUUAAGGGAAAAUGGUAAAUUAUUUGAAUGUUUUAUAUACUCGUUAUGUAGACUUACUUUUAUUUGCUUGAGUAAACCUUCUGAAUUGGUUUUAUGGAUUUGCCCAGUUUUAAACUGGAGCAAUAAUUUAAAUUCCAAACAAUUUUGAUAUAGAACUACAAACGUUAGGCAACUUGCAUCUGGGCUGUACUGGUGUCAAAUGUAAAUCAUUUUAGCUCGUCUGUUUCGUAUUAUUAUCAUUAUUAUCGCUGCGGCGUUCUUGUUGUCGUACGUGCAAAAAACUUUAAGUGGCCCAUUAACAGUUUCUAAGGUAAUGAUAUGAAAUUUAGAAGCUAGAAUACUUUUUAUUAUAUAUAUCGUGGCAAACAAGGGGCAUGAUUCUGAAAGAUGUUUUUGGAGUUAUACCGAACUUAGAAUUUUUGUCAAGUGUAUUUUUUAACAGACGAGCGUUAACACCAGACGCGGUGCUCAUUUUAGCACAAGUGUGCUAAAAAAGCACAAGUGUGCAAAAAGAGCACAAGUGUGCUAAAAGAGCACAAGUGUGCUAAAAGAGCACAAGUGUGCUAAAAGCAGGUUACAGUUAACUGUAUGGUAUUACACAACAUCAUUCAUAAAUAUACAAUUUGUAGUUUUGCUUUUGAUAUUUUUUAUUUAUUGAUUUUUAUAAGUAAAUUAGUGUUUUUUAUAUACAUUGAAAGAAUUUGUAACUUUAAGAAUUAUUGAUGAAUCAAAUACAUGUAGGCCCCAGUACAUGUUUUUCAAGACAUGCUCUGUGAUUAAACAUUGCAAGUUUUGUUAUGUAUCAUUCCUGUUAAAUAGUUUUAUUAUAUUUAUUUCAUGUAUAAAUAUUAUCUGUGAUAUUAGGCAUAUAAUUUAUUACUUAUUUAUGGACAUUUCUGUGUACUUAAGUUAAGAAAAUGUCUAUUUAAGUGCGUGUUAAGAAAAUGUCUAUUUAAGUGCGUGUUAAGAAAAUGUCUAUUUAAGUGCGUGAUUCAUUGUUUUAUUUUAAAGGAAUAGAUUUAAGCUUAGUAGAGCAAAAAAUAAAUCUUGUCGUUCGGGCAACAGCCUUUAUAAGCGAGGGAUUAAACUUUAUUGAUACAGCCAUCGUUACGACUACGCCAUACAAUUAUUGUCCCUUAAAACUUAAGGGUGGCGGGGCUACACGUGGCUAGGUCGGGUUACCCGAAACGCAUGAAUUGUAGGCCUGAGAAAUUUAAAAACAUCAAUUAACCAACAUUUAAAUGGUGCUUUUCAUAAAAAUGUCAUACGCUUAAUAGAUUAUCAGGUUCAGAGAGAUAUUUCAUAAA